Alternaria atra is the source of this 1323-nucleotide messenger RNA. RefSeq lists its product as uncharacterized. NCBI's taxonomy places the organism in Eukaryota, Fungi, Ascomycota, Dothideomycetes, Pleosporales, Pleosporaceae. The record is from RefSeq and is a predicted model, not a curated record. Bases 1 to 1323 code for a protein of 440 amino acids. The transcript is spliced from 2 exons.
AUGCUCGCAAGCCGUCCGCUAUGCCGCCAAUUCGCGACCCUCGACUGCCACACGUACGCGCAGACGACAGAUGCCUCCUCGCAGCAGACACCCAGCGGAACCGCGAUUGACACGCAGACAACGGACCGAGAUGAGCCUGUCGAGGCCGGCGUCGCAGCCCUGCCUAUCGCCGAGGAAGGCGGGGACUAUGAAGCGGUAAACAACACGCGCAUCGCACAACGGUCCUCACCCCGACAGCCCAACCUCGUCGCCCUGCCACCAGCCUCGUCUGCAAACAACUGGAUGUCCGCCCACACGCAAUCGCAAAGCUCCUGGUCCGCCCACACGCCCGCAGACACCGACAGCAUCGUCACAAAGACCACAGCCACGUCCAGCUCGAGUAAGAGGGACCAUGGCCGGUCAAAGAGCCCCGUCAAGAGCAUGGUCGAUCUCGCCUUGCUGGAUCGAAAGGUCGAGAGGGUUCACAUGGCGAUUAAAGACUACUCAGACACGAUACGCCAGUUGAUGCGCAACAUACGAGAUAUCCAACGCGGAAAGGGCAUGAUACCCCACGAAAUCAGGCCUGCCGUGGAGAGGCGUGAAGACGUCGAGGCAGAGGAAUGGUGGUGGAGCACGACUUCCAGCGCACUCUCUAAGAGCAAACUGCUCGUUGAACUUGAGAUGGAUGGACGAGGUUGGAACGACAAAGUGCACUCCCUGAUACUGCGCCAGGUGUGCAUGCAUCUCGCCGGCAUCGAGUACCAGAAUAUUACUACCGCCCGGCCAGACCCCCGCCUCGUCCCAAAGACAGGCCUCGCUCACACCGAGUCCAAACUCGUCGACUAUGCCCUGGUCUGCGACAAGACCCUCAUUCCGCCCCAUGUCGUCGAGCGCAUCCUCGCAGACACCCGCAACGGCAUCGACAGCAUCAACCACACGCGUGACAGCGUGCAGAGCCUACGCCGAAACCCAAUCGCCGUCUCCUUUGAAACAAAGACACCCAACGGCAGCGAGUCUGAAGCUCUGACCCAGCUCUCCCUCUGGGCCGCCACGCAUUUCAACCGUCUGCGCACCCUCCUCCCACCCGGCAAGAGCGACGUCGUGGCCAUGCCGUUGCCGCUCAUUAUGGCCGUGGGUGGACGGUACAGUUUGCUCUUCGUUAUUGACGGGUCAAUGGGGCAAGGGAUUCGUGUUUUCGGUGGAGAGGCGGCAUUUGGGGAUUGUGCAAGCUUGGAGGGGUGUUACCAGGUUCUUGCCGGGUUGAGGAGGGUGGGCGAGUGGGUGAGGGAGACGUGGGUGUCGUGGUUUGUGGGCGAGUGCUUACGCGGAGGUGGGGGGAGAUGA